AUGACUGAAUUCGUAGCAAUGUUCUCAAAUCUAACAAAUGACAACCGAACAGGUGAAAAUGUUGAAGACCAAGAUAGAGUCAGGACCGCGACAGUUAGGUUUAAAAACGUUGAUGUCAAUUUAUGGAAUUUAUAUCUAAAUAAUACCAAAAUUUAUGAAAAUUUAACAUGCGAGCACAUGACACAAAUAUUCAAUAAUGAAAAAUUGGACCUAAGUGACUCAAAAUUUAAGUAUUUAACAGAUUCAGUCUUUUUUUCGUGGACCAACUUGACGAAACCUUUAAAAGAUAAAUUUUUAAGUUCCACAAUUUUGUUUCGAGGUCAAAAUGUUAAGCUUAAAGACCUUUAUGCUGUUUAUCCAAAAGCAUUUGAGUCUUUAACUUCUAAACAGAUUAUGACAGUCCUUGAUGGACAUUCUGCAUUGUCUAUAGAAAAAAUUAAGGAAUUGUCGACGAAAUUUUAUGUAAAAAGAAAAUUCAUUCCUGAAAACUCAAUUGUGGCUCAAAUUGAGUACGAAAAAACAGCAUUCGGGGCUAAUAAGUCAUUUAAGUCAUUUUAUGAAUCACGUCCAAAAGCUAACCUAACGGAAAAUUUAAAGAAACACAGGGAAAAUUACGGAAGUCAUGUAGCUAAUUCUGUUGAUAGAAUCAGUGAAUAUGCAGCGAUUGGUAAAUUGAUGGGCUAUAAAGACUUCCAUAAAUCCUUUGAAAAAGACACUGAAGAUUCUCGAAUUUUUGUGCUGUCUUCUGAAGCUGGAGCAGGCAAAACAGUCACAUUUAAGCAUUUAGCGAUAGAAUUAAAGAAGCAACAUCCAACAAAGUGGGUUUCGUACAUAGACUUAAAAGAUCAUGUAACUUGGUAUCAGGAUGAUCUUGUGUCGGGUGGGAUUGAGGAGUUGCUGAAGAAAAUUUUAAAUUUGACGACUGAAAAUGAAUUUGAAAGAAAGAUUUUUGAAGAUUCUUAUAAGGCAGGGCAGGUUGUAUUGCUAUGGAAUGGAUUUGAUGAAAUUUCGCCACUUUAUGAGACUUUUAUCUUAAAAAUAACUAAGAAUGUCCUUGAAAAAACUAAUAAUACUCAAUAUAUCUGCACAAGACCUUCGCACUCGACUCAAUUAAAUGAAAAUUUUAAUGUCGAUUCCCAAAUGCUAGUUCCAUUUAAUGAAGAUGAGCAAAUUGAAUUUCUUAAUGAAUAUUUUAAAGCUAAAAACAUUAAAAAUUCGUCAAUUAUAAAUGAAAUGGUCAGUCGGGUCUUAAAUGUUACCAAAAAAUUAAUCUACAAUGAAAAAAGACAGUACGACACUCCCUUACUCCUGUCGAUGUUUGCUGAAGUUAAAACGGACAAUCCAAAUUUAAUCCAUCAAAAACCGACAUACAGCCACACAUAUCCCAUCAUCCAAAACAUACAAACCUCACACACACACACAGCCAAACGAAAGAAUAAGAAAAGAAUUACAACAGAUGUUUCAGUCGAUGAAGUUCAAAUUACCAGCACAUGUACUGCAUAUGGCAAUCAUCAGUAG
This is a messenger RNA of Chironomus riparius, 1518 nucleotides long. The record is from the annotation of a GenBank genome assembly. Lineage: Eukaryota; Metazoa; Arthropoda; Insecta; Diptera; Chironomidae.